Molecule: messenger RNA, 1068 nt
Organism: Fusarium vanettenii 77-13-4
Lineage: Eukaryota; Fungi; Ascomycota; Sordariomycetes; Hypocreales; Nectriaceae
Exons: 5
Coding region: 1-1068 (355 amino acids)
Molecular function (GO): protein-phosphatidylethanolamide deconjugating activity
Source: RefSeq, a predicted model, not a curated record
AUGGAAGCCGCCAUGGCCAACGUCGACCUUGGGCGCUAUCGGCGAAUAGUGCAGAUGUUCUGGGAUCCCGAGCCGACCAACGAUGUCGCCCACGACCAACCCGUGUGGUGCCUCGGACACUCAUACAAGCUCAGUGACAGCAAAAGCACCAAGAACGACAACCGCAGUCCCCAGACACCGCCCCCAGCGCCGAAGCCAGACGCAGAGGCUCAAGACACCAGUCGACCGCCCGUCCCACCAGUCAACGCACCCGAAACCCCACCGGAAUCGAUAUCGAGCAGCUUCUCGUCAUCGCUAGCAUAUGAUGAACCAACAAAAGACAACGGCUGGCCGCCACAAUUCAUGGCCGAUUUCGAGUCGAGGAUCUGGAUGACGUAUAGGUCUGAAUUCGAGGCCAUCCCUCGAUCAACCAACCCACAAGCCACUUCCUCCCUCUCGCUAUCGAUGAGGUUGAAGAGCCAGCUGGGUGAUCAGAGCCCUUUCUCUUCCGACAGCAUGAUCCGUCUGGGCAGAGACUGGCGCCGAGGACAAUCACCACAUGAAGAGCGGGAAAUCAUUAAAUUGUUUGCCGACCACCCUAACGCCCCCUACUCCCUCCAUAGCUUCGUCCGUCAUGGUGCCAGCGCGUGUGGCAAGUACCCAGGCGAGUGGUUCGGACCGUCAGCAACUGCCCGGUGCAUCCAAGCGCUUGCGAACUCGCACGAAUCAUCACUUCGAGUAUACUCAACAGGCGACGGCCCCGACGUUUACGAGGACGAGUUUAUGAAGAUUGCGAAGCCAGAGGGGGAAGCAUUUCAUCCCACGCUCAUUCUUGUUGGAACUCGUCUGGGAAUCGACAAGAUAACGCCUGUCUACUGGGAGGCCCUCAUCGCAUCCCUACAAAUGCCCCAGUCUGACGACUGGCAGAAUUGGAAGCGAUGCGUAAAGCACGUCCAGGGCAAGUCGAUUAUCCACGUAGCGGAUCGAAGCGCGCUCCUUGGAGGCUCCAGUGAGGGUCGGGAGAGUGCGAUUGAUGAAGUGGAGACGCUGAGUGAUGAUGAUGAUGCGGACACCAUUCAUGAGGCCUAG